Molecule: messenger RNA, 2501 nt
Organism: Cornus florida
Lineage: Eukaryota; Viridiplantae; Streptophyta; Magnoliopsida; Cornales; Cornaceae
Product: transcription termination factor MTERF8, chloroplastic
Exons: 2
Coding region: 176-1753 (525 amino acids)
Biological process (GO): regulation of DNA-templated transcription
Molecular function (GO): double-stranded DNA binding
Source: RefSeq, a predicted model, not a curated record
CACACAGCGCCACGUUUGCAUCGAGUCACCAUUAUUAUUUCUAUAUAUAGUUGAAAUUGAAGUCAAUGUGUGAUGACUCCGUUCCAGACUACUACGAAUGCACACUCGGUGAACCUGUGGGUUCGACGAAGCUUAUCUAUAUCUGAAGGGACGAGACGACCACAAUUAAUCAGAUAUGGUUGCUCUGCUGACAAUGUCCUUAAUCUCUUUAUCUACUUCUUCUUCUAGUUCUUGUUCCCUCUCUCGGUCGCUAAACCCUCCACCAAUACUUCAAUUCCCAGUUGCUUCCUCUCCACCUUUUCACCUCCAUGGAUGGUUUUCUAUUGUCAACUUCCCCAAAACAAAGAACACUGAACACAGACCACUAUUAGCCUUAGUGGGUCUCCGAAAUUUCAAGCACAUGCUUAUCCAAUGCAACACUAUUAGCAGAACCACCAACCUCUUCACUGAUAUAGAUGUAAUGUUGUUCUCACUCUUCCAAGAAAUUGGAAUUGAUGAGAGUGAGACUGAGCUGCUUUUGGACAACUACCCAGUUCUCAAAUUCACACCUUUUGAGUCCAUAUGCAACCGGGUUUCAUCUCUGCAGUCCCUUGGAAUCAAUGGCCUUGCGCUUUGUAAAUUGAUUACGAAACGCCCAGAUGUAUUAAUAGCUAAAGAAAUUGACUCAUUGACAUGUGUUUUUCGUGAUGAUUUAGAAGGAAAGAUUGAACCUUCCCAGCUCGAACGUCUGUUCAUGAUGACAGAACCCAGAUUUUUUUUGGGUUUUGAGAAAAAAAUUGGGUUGCUUCUUCAUCAUGGAAUUUCCCAAGAAAAGCUUGUCCAUGUUCUUAACAAUGUCAUUCUUAACAAGGCCGUGUGUCUCAAGUCAAUUGAAGAAAUUGAUAGAACAAUUGCUUACUUGAACCGUUUUGGCGGUGUGGACUUGAUUGUUAGACGCCCGGCUAUUCUCAAUUAUGAUCUGGAAAGUCAGCUGAUGCCAAGAAUUGGGUAUAUCAAAGACCUUAGUGGGGGAGAUGAAGUGUCCACGGCGACUGUGUUGCGGAAACUCCCAGCAAUUUUAGCUUACAGAAGAGAACAUUUGAAAGAUCAUGUAGACCUGUUUCGUUCAUUUGCUGGCCUAAGUGAUCAAGAAAUAUUUAGGAUUGUUCUUGUGUAUCCGAAUGUGUUUAGUGCUAGCAGGAAGCGAAAAUUGCAGCCGAGAAUAGAGUUUCUGAAGCAAUGUGGGUUGGAUUCUAAUGAUAUCUUUAGACUCUUGAUCAAAGCCCCUCUUUUUCUAAGCCUGUCCUUCGAGGACAACCUUGCAUACAAGCUGGUCUUCAUGGUGAAGAUUGGGUAUGAAAACAGAACGAAGGAAUUGGCAAUGGCAAUGGGAGCGGCGACCAGAACCAGCUGCAAGAAUUUGCAGCUGGUGGUUGGAGUGUUCUUGAACUAUGGAUUAUCUUGCGAUGACAUUCUUGCCAUGAGCAAGAAGCAUCCUCAGAUUCUGCAGUACAAUCAUGAAUCUUUGGAGGAGAAGAUGGACUAUUUGAUUGAGGAGAUGGGUCGUGAAGUCGGAGAGCUGUUGGCUUUUCCUGCAUUUCUUGGUUACAAGCUGGAUAGCAGGAUUAAACAUAGGUAUGAAGCAAAGAAACAUGUUCUGGGGGAGGGAAUGUCCCUCAACAAACUCUUGAGUGUUUCUGCUAAAAGAUUUUCAAUGAAGAAAAAGAAGAAUCCAGUGCUUAUGAUUGACAAUCUGAAUAGAAAUGACGAAUAGAUGAAAUGACAGAGUUGUGUUUUCCCGUGUUAAUGGUUAAUAUAAUAAUGGCGCCAUUUUAUUACAUGUGCGUUGCUUAAGAGACUUGCUUGAAGCUUUCGCUCUCCAAUUCAGAUGCACAGGGUUUCAAUUCUCCUCCAUUAGCUGGAUAGGGAACACUUAACAAUGAUGAUCAUUGUGUUCUUAAAAUAGAGAAACGAAUGAUUUCCUGAGACACAGUGUGUUCUUGGAAAAGAUUGGAGGUGGUGUGGCAUAAAAUCACUCAGGUAUCAUCUGUGUAGCUUGUUCAAAUUCAUUUCAAGGGGGAAACUGAUUUUUGGUGUAGUUAGUGUUGGGGCGUAUGGUAGCUCAAAAACCAUUAGAGCGUGCCUCUUUACUGCGAUGUCAUGUGGCAACCAAAAGGCAACAUGGGCCUUGAGGGAUUGCUUAACAAGCCUCAUAUAUAUUGGCACAGAUUACCAUUCGGUUGUAUGUAUAGUGUCUUGUGAGAUUUCUGAAGAAUGGCAGACUGGACUCGCACCUUAGGGCUUAUUUUGGUUGUUCAAAAUCUAUUUUUUGAAGAUUAUUUUAUCUUGUCUACAACUACCAUUUGAUUGGUUGUGAUUUGCGAUGAGGUUGUGUUGUUUCAAUUGUAGGAGGUAAAACUUUUACUUUUCUCAAAGAUUGUAAUGCCUCAAGUUUUUACAUAAACUUGACAUUCCUCAUUUUUUAAGAAAGUGAAUUUUACUUGGGUUGCACCAUUGAUUUA